AUGUUGGUCUGCGCGCUGGCUGACGAGAAGUACACGACCAAAUACGACAACAUCGACUUGGAUUCGAUCCUGAACAGCGACCGUCUGCUCAACAACUACAUAAACUGCCUGUUGGAUGUCGGAAGUUGCACGCCCGACGCCAAGGAGCUCAAGAAGUCUCUGCCGGACGCCUUGGAGAACGAGUGCGAGAAGUGCAGCGAGAAGCAGAAAACGGGCAGCGAGAAGGUCAUCCGGUUCUUGAUUAACAAGGUACGUUCACCGGCAGCUGCAUUCACCGUCGCUUUUCCGCGGCUAAUUGAACAUAAAAUGCGCCAGUCACUUCGUCGAUUUCGGCCGAUGUUGUGGGACAGACUGUCGAAGAAGUACGACCCGACCGGCGAGUACAAGAUCAAAUUCCAGGACAAGGCAAAGGAAGCUGGAAUCAAAGUUUAA
Molecule: messenger RNA, 432 nt
Organism: Heterotrigona itama
Lineage: Eukaryota; Metazoa; Arthropoda; Insecta; Hymenoptera; Apidae
Source: the annotation of a GenBank genome assembly